AUGCGUUCUACGCCCCCAGCAGACCCCCCUUUCUGCUCUUUUGCUGCCCGUUUUUUUAAUGAACAUCCUCGAGCUACUGUCAUUUCUUCUGGCGUCUCUGUACGCCCGGCUGUCUGCCGUGCUGCGGCGGGGUUUUGCAAUGCAGGGCCUCGUGGAAGUGAUCAUAUCUGUGACGAUUGCUCUGGCAGCAUCCUUGCGCUCUUGGGCAUGCGGCAAGCCGUUUCCUCGCUGCAGCUUUCAGUAAAUCAAGCAAAGACCCGUUACGUUCAGCAGCAGUCGUUGGCUCCUAAUCCCAAAGGCAGCGCCACGAGCAGCAGCGACGAAUGGAUGCAGCCGGAGCCCCUUGUUUUCCCCGAGACACUUGCAGAUUUGCGUGGCCUCGACCUAUCUCAUUUGCUGCUGCUGCAGCAACAAGACGAGCUGCCGGUCUUUGAGGCAGUAACAUCGCUGGUUCUGCGGCAGUUACGGCUGUACAGCGCCCUCCUGCGACUGCUACCGACGCUUUGCUCUGCUGAAGCGCGCCAGGUUCACGAAUCGUCUCUCGAGGGGGAUGGCACGCAAGCAGCACUGCCAGCAACUCCGAGCAGAACGGAGAUGUCAAGCGGGCUGUUUGGCAGCCAGUGGCAUGCUGCAGCAGCAGCGGAGUCCGCGGCGAUGCAGCAGCUGCUGCUCACUAUGGCAGAACCCCUCAAUGCCAUUGUUGCGGCAGCAGCUGCAGCAGCAACUGCGGCAGAAGCGCUCACGGGCUGGCUGUGCGUUUUAAACGCCUUGGGAAAAGGCUUUGGUGUUGUUGGCGCCCAAGUGGCUGUACGCUUCAGCAGAGACGAUGCGCUCAUGCCUGCACCGCCUCCUCGUGUACAGAGCUCCUGUUUUAUCAGCAGCACGGGGUUGUUCAGUGUUGGUGCAGCAGCUGCUAGAAAACGCUUUUGCGGACUAGCUUGGCGUAUAUUUUAA
This is a messenger RNA of Cyclospora cayetanensis, 954 nucleotides long. RefSeq lists its product as uncharacterized. The record is from RefSeq and is a predicted model, not a curated record. The transcript is spliced from 7 exons. Bases 1 to 954 code for a protein of 317 amino acids. Lineage: Eukaryota; Apicomplexa; Conoidasida; Eucoccidiorida; Eimeriidae.